Messenger RNA from Echinops telfairi (small Madagascar hedgehog), 2028 nucleotides. RefSeq names its product family with sequence similarity 149 member A (gene FAM149A). Lineage: Eukaryota; Metazoa; Chordata; Mammalia; Afrosoricida; Tenrecidae. The record is from RefSeq and is a predicted model, not a curated record. Bases 410 to 1849 code for a protein of 479 amino acids. The transcript is spliced from 14 exons.
CCAGCGUGGAGCAAGCACCGGCUGUCCCCGCCUUGUCGCGCCCAGGCCUCGUGGCACGGAGUGGGGACCGAGGGACGCGAGCCAAGGCCUGGGGCUGAUUGUGAUUGGGAGAGGACUCUCAGAAGGUUCUGGAAAGCCCAACGUUGCUGUGAAAAGCAAAGGCCCUUUACCUAUACAUUUUACAAGAAAUGUGCAGAAAGCCAUUGAUAAGUACACCUGUGAAUCUGUGUCGUCGUUGUCAUCGAGCGGAACCACCACGCCCACAGAGGCGCACACCUCUUGGUCUGGGACCCAGAGCUCCACCACCGGCUUCUCUACGGAACGGAGCUCCAUAUGCUCGUGGAGAGACGAUGAAUUUGACAAAGGCAAUUCACAGAAAGUUCAGCAGUUAUUCUGGGAGGUCGAAGAAAUGUUAUUUGAAGGGAAAGUAAGCGCUCAGACCCAGAAUCUACUGACGGAAUGCAGCGAGUGGGCCGGACGAUCCCUCCAUCUGAGAGUAUUAGGAAGACAGCUCAUCUUGCCAACUGAGGAAGGCGUGCAGCAUUUCCAGAGCAGCGGGCCUAGUUUUAUAACCCACAGGCCCUCGCUUGAGUCCCGUGAAUGCAACAGCAACAAGGAGCUGUGUAUCUCCGGCUCACAGAUCUUCCCGGCAGCCUUCUCGGCUCCUGCCCUGGCAGGGACUGAGGACUCAGGGAUCGCUGACCUAAGGGCCUGUUCACUCCUGGAAGAAGAGAUUUAUGAUGUGGAAGGAAAAAUUGAAGAGUAUUUCGCUUUUGAUGGAAAAGAAGAGGAUGAUGAAUGUCUUGAGCAAAAAAAAGCCCCCCGUGGUAGAAGGGGGCGUAAACACGGACUUCCUCCCAUCUCCCCUCAUGCCUGUAUCAAAGAUGCGGUGGCUGCGGAGGUGUUUGAUCAUGUCUGGGGAAAUGUGGUCGCGUUAUUGGAAGAGCUGGUCAGAAAACACUGGGAAAGGACACUCACAGAUGGGAAAAAACAGAAAGAAAAAUUGAAAGUUGAAACUAAAUCUCAACAUAUACUAAUCUCUCGUUUUAACACUGAUCCAACAAGUGUCCCCCCUUCCAGAAGCUCUGAAACUCGAAGCAUAUCCUUGGCUUCUCAUCUUAUUCAACCACAGAUUCAUCGAUUUUCCAACAAUUUUUAUAGUGAUUUGAAUGGUGUGAUGACCAUUCAAACUAAACCACUUCAGCAGAGACCUACCUAUGUCGCAGAUAGAACACACAAUGAACAAGAGGACAAACCAACGAGGCCCGAUGCCAGCGCUGCCUCCUCCAGGUGGCACCGACUUAGUAGGACGGCCGAUGUGCGAGGGCAGCCGGCUUCCUCCAAGAAAACGCCCCUGCACAGGAGACUGCCUUCUCUGACUUCAGAGUCUCAGAGACUGAGAACCCCCAACGUGUACAGCGACGAAGUUCUUAGGGGAACAAAACUGCAAACUGGCACAGACCACAGAUCUUCCCCGGUUCAAACCUUGCGGAACAGGUUGCCCCCGAUCGGCUCCGAGACUGGGGAGCAGAAUGCAACAGUUCCUGGAUCCCGGCCUGUUUCUUACAGAGGGAGGAAUCCGCAAAACCGUGUGCUAAGUGCGGUCCCUGACGGUCUGGAGCGCUCGCCUCGCCGAGAAAGAACUGUUACUGGGGACCAGUUUUCCAGACCAAGCACAACCCAUGCUUUCCCAUCAGACUCGCCUCGAAGAAGUUCCCUGACACCAGUGGGAUUUGCAGGCCACUCGUGGACAGGCCAAAGUUUUCUGACAGGGUCACAACACCCGUCUAAGUCAUUCCAGAGGACAACACUGACUUCAUCACGAAAGAGAUUCCAAGUGGCUUCUUGACACUACUUCAUUGGGACUCUGAACUGCCACGUCGAUUGGCCUACUCAAAGCAGAGCAUGCGGGUUGUCACUCGACAAAUGGAGGACAAGUAUUACCCUGUGUCUGUCUGUCUGAUAGUCUGGGAUCCAGAUGAAAGCUACCUGAGAGAAAUGCAAAUCAAUAAACAAUGUCAUUUUGAA